Messenger RNA from Ctenocephalides felis (cat flea), 1689 nucleotides. RefSeq names its product aryl hydrocarbon receptor-like. Gene Ontology annotation, cellular component: aryl hydrocarbon receptor complex; nucleus. Gene Ontology annotation, molecular function: protein binding; nuclear receptor activity; transcription cis-regulatory region binding. The transcript is spliced from 11 exons. Gene Ontology annotation, biological process: regulation of transcription by RNA polymerase II. The record is from RefSeq and is a predicted model, not a curated record. NCBI's taxonomy places the organism in Eukaryota, Metazoa, Arthropoda, Insecta, Siphonaptera, Pulicidae. The annotation marks the transcript as partial.
UCAGUUGUAAUGCACAAAGACAAAGAGGACCCACACGGGGGUAUGUUGACGCACUGUCAUAACCUGCAAGAGCCAAGUUUUCGGAACAGAGACCUCACGACGUACGAGCACGCAGCCUUAGACGGGGACACUUUUUUACAGGCGCUGAAUGGAUUUCUGAUGAUUCUAACGUGCGAAGGCGAAGUGUUUUUUGCAACCCACAGUAUAGAGAGUUAUUUGGGAUUCCAUCAGUCUGAUAUAGUGCACCAGAGCGUCUACGAGCUGGUCCAUUCCGAAGACAGAGAAGAACUCCAAAGACAGUUACUCUGGAACAGUUUUAUAACCGCCGAGCAACAACAGAUGAGUCUCCAGGAGGUCUUAAUGCCCCACAAUGCACAUUUGUUGGAACGGAGUUUUACAGUUAGAUUUAGAUGUUUACUGGAUAAUACUUCAGGGUUUUUGCGAUUGGAUAUCCGAGGACGUGUCAAAGUUCUUCAUGGACAAAAUAGGAAAACAGAAGAACCGCCUUUGGCUUUGUUUGCAAUCUGUACGCCAUUUGGACCGCCAAGUUUACUGGAGAUUCCACAAAAGGAAGUGAUGUUUAAAAGUAAACAUAAAUUGGACUUAGGGUUGGUUUCUAUGGACCAACGGGGAAAAAUGCUUUUAGGAUAUUCUGAUGGUGAACUGGCUAAUAUGGGUGGAUAUGAUUUAGUACAUUUUGAUGAUUUGGCAUAUGUGGCAAGCGCUCAUCAAGAAUUGUUAAAAACUGGAGCAUCCGGAAUGAUAGCUUACAGGUUUCAAACCAAAGAAGGACAAUGGCAGUGGUUGCAAACCAGUUCGAGACUAGUUUAUAAAAAUUCAAAGCCUGAUUUUGUUAUUAGCACACACAGACCGCUUAUGGAAGAAGAAGGCAGGGAUCUGCUGGGAAAACGUACGAUGGAUUUCAAAGUUAGUUAUUUGGAUGCAGGUUUAACAAAUAGUUAUUUUACGGAUAGUGAUAAUAUUAUGACGUCUGUUCUUCCAACGGCUACGUCACCGACAAUACCAAUGACGCCGACAAACCAAAGGGUAAAUCGCCGUUACAAAACCCAACUCCGCGACUUCUUAUCAACAUGUCGAACGAAACGCAAACUGUCGUCGCACCAAUCACCUCACGCAUCGCCCUUAACACCUCACGCUCCUGCUGUCCAAUCCUUAAACAGUCCUUUACUCAACACGUCCAACAACUUAACGAACAACAACCACAACAUAAAUCUAAACAACAACAACUCUUCGCCCCAUCUCUCGACUGUCAUGAUGGAUUAUCUGCCGACAGCUGCUGCCGAAAAUCACCUGAUGACGCCCAUUGCUGCUUAUCAUCAUCACCCAAAUUUGUACACCCAGGGAGGAUAUGGUCAGACGGAGAACGCUCUCUAUAUGGGACAGACUUUUCAGACGAUGUAUCCGGAUAAUUUGUUUCAUCAAUAUCAGAGGCACCAUCUGACGGGUUAUUAUACGGCGGCGGACUACCAGGCUGCAGGAGGAUAUGUAACUACUGGUACCAACGGCUUUCUGGAAGUGUCUCCUAGAGGAUACGAGAGCACAGGAGUAGCUUAUCAUCAGUUAGGGACGCCUAAGGACGACAAACUUUAUGCUUGUGCACAGAUCGGUUGGGUCGUUUCUUCGGAAUUACACUAUUUUAAUGAUGCUUUGUAUGAUGAUAGAGUUUAA